Anoplopoma fimbria (sablefish) is the source of this 1786-nucleotide messenger RNA. RefSeq lists its product as uncharacterized. Bases 10 to 1050 code for a protein of 346 amino acids. The record is from RefSeq and is a predicted model, not a curated record. The transcript has 5 exons. Lineage: Eukaryota; Metazoa; Chordata; Actinopteri; Perciformes; Anoplopomatidae. Gene Ontology annotation, biological process: response to bacterium.
UUGAUCACGAUGACAUCUCUGAACUUUGUUUUUUAUCUGACUUGCCUUUGCUUGGGGAGAAAGGCUCCAACAACUGCUUACAACUUCUCUGUGCGUCAAGAGGGUGGUUUUGUAUCAGCUAAUGUUAGUGACAGAGUGACACUACAAUGUUUCUAUGAAGGCGACAUCUCAGCAAGCUUUUUCUGGUAUAAGCAAACUCUGGGAGAGAAACCAAAGAUCAUCUCCAACUUCUAUAAAUAUGGCAAAAAUAGUAGUUUUAUUGAUGAAUUUAAAAACAAUCCACGCUUCACACUGGAAUCUAAUAACGGGAAAAAUCACUUGACAAUCUCAGAGUUGCGCAUCUCAGACUCUGCUAAUUAUUUCUGCGUGAUUUCCUAUAGAUACAAGUUUGAAUUUCGCGAGGGUGUUACUGUUAAUGUAAAAGGUUCAGGAUUUAAAGUCCCAGCUUUGGUCCAUAAUUCAGCUUCUGAGACCAUCCAGCCAGGAGCCUCUGUGACUCUGAACUGUACAGUUCACACUGGGACCUGUGAUGGCCAACACAGUGUUUACUGGUUCAAAGACUCUGAAGAAUCUCAUCCAGGACUCAUUUACACCCAUGGAGGCAAGAAUGAUCAGUGUGAGAAGAAACCCACCACACAAACACACACCUGUGUCUACAACCUGCCAAUGAAGAGCCUGAAUCUGUCUCAUGCUGGGACCUACUACUGUGCUGUUGCCUCGUGUGGACACAUGCUGUUUGGAAAUCGGAAUAACGUAGUGGAUAAGGUGGACUCUCCUGACUCUCUUGUGUAUUUCCUGAGUGUAGCUUUGGCAUUCACCACCAUCCUGGUUGUGUUACUGGCUUUCUCAAUGUACAAGAUGAGCAAGAGGAACAGCUGCCAAUGCACAGAGUCUCAAAGAUUUUCAGCUUCCACCGCAACAAAUGCAGAGGGUUAUCAAGAUGAAGACAACCUGCAUUAUGCUGCUUUAAGGGAUCACAGGGCCAUCGGAUCAAGAACACAGAGAGACAACACCAAGAGUGAAUGUGUCUACUCCAGUGUAAGGCAGUAGAGUUGGACAUGAUUCAUUUGUAUAUAUAUUUCUUUGUAAAAUGUCAUUUUGUUUACACCUGUUAACAUAUUGAGAAAUGAUGUAGAUUUUUGGUAAAACAGACACAGUUCUGUCAACCUUUCAUCUACAUAUAAUGAAGGUAAAGCCUUUGGGUUGCAGUGAACUAUUUCAAUAUGCUUUUGCAAUGACAGUUCAGCUGUGCCGGCAAAGGUGAAAUAUUUCCACUAUCACUAUAGCUGUUGUAUUGGUCUCUCAGUGCUGGAGUACUGAGACCAUGAUAUGAGCAAAACCUUAACCUGUUAAUAUGUCAAAGCAUCACAGACAUCAGCAACAUGUUAUUCUCAACUCCUCUGUUCUGAGAAAUACUGUAUGCCUUAAGGCCUUUACACAGCCGGGGCGUGAGAAAUAAACAACAUGAAAAUGACAAAUUCUCACAGUCCAAAAGCACAGAAAAAAAUUGUUUCCCAAAAAAUAUUAUUUUGCUUUUUAAAGUUUCACUUCACAACCACAAAAACAACAUUUCUACAAAAUAAAGUGCGGUGCAAUCUUUCCCACAAAAAGCCUUUAGUCUUUACUUGUUUUUGUUCAUGAUGCAACAAACUCAGUGAUGUAUGAAUCUUUGUGUAGUCUCCCUUGUGGUUUGCUGUCAACAGAUAAGAUCUGAGCUCUGUGAAGGGCCGGACAUAUGCAUAUCUACAAACCUAUGCUCUCUUAGAUUUUGUGUCUGUGUGGUUUU